AUGGCCUCCACUUGCACCGAGUCUAAGCAGAACAUCUCCUCUGCACCUACAGUUGGCAUUGUCACAAUCUGUGGCGGUGGCAACGGCGCACACGUGGCGGCUACUUACCUGUCCGCCAAAGGUGUGCGCGUACAGGUUUUAACACGUCAGCCUGAGCGCUGGGCGGAGGUGCUUGAGUUGAGCACAGCAGGCAGUAGCUGGGAGUCAAAAGGCGUUUUGACUGGUCGUCUCAGUCUUGUGUCUAGACACGCCAAGCACGUUAUCCCGCAGUCGGACGUUGUAAUCGUGGCAUCUCCAGCCAACGCGCAUCCGACCAUUCUAAAACACGUUGCGCCUUUUCUUACAAAAGGUGUCAAACUCGGUGCAUUGUUCGCUCAAGGCGGCUUCGAUUGGGCCGUCAAGAAGGCGCUCGGUGAGGAAAUACUUUCCAACGUUGACCUGCUUUUCGGUCUGCAAAAUAUUCCUUGGAUAUGCAAAGCUACUCAAUACGGGCAAAAAUGCCGCAUCAUUGGCCCCAAAAAGUGUUUGUACGUAGCGUGUUACCCUGUUGAGCGCACGGGGGAUGCAGCGACGCUUAUGCAGAUGCUUUAUGACAUUCCUUGCAAGCCACUUGCCAACUUUUUGAAUCUAACGCUCACGCCGUCAAACCAAAUCAUUCACCCCGCUCGCUAUUAUGCAAUAUUCCGCGACUGGGAUGGCAAAAAAACCUACGCUUUGGAGGAGCUAAAAAAACGCGAUGGGCUUACUCUUUACGCUGAUUUUGAUGAGUUCUCAGCUGAACAGCUGACGAUGUUGGACAAUGAGCUCCAACAAAUCAAGUACGCUUUGCUGCAGCGCUUCCCGGCACUUGAUUUAUCGGAUGUGCUGCCUAUGGGAGACCGCGUGGUGAAACACUACGGCGAGGACGUGUCGGAUCGUUCUUCACUCUUGCAGAUCUUUCGAACGAAUCGUGGCUACGCUGGCUGUGCGACACCGCUGACGGAGCUUUCAAAGGGUCAAUACCAGCCUGCGGUAAACUCACGUCUGUUUUGGGAGGACAUUCCGUUCGGUCUGUGUAUUCUCAAGAAUAUAGCUGAGAUGUUAGGAAACUUUCCAACUCCCCGAAUCGACUUUAUGAUUCGGUGGCACCAGCAGUUCAUGGGCGUUGAAUUCCUGAGCCCUGACGGCCAGCUGAACGCUCGCGAGUUAUGGCGUACGGGUGCGCCUAACAAAUAUGGCGUUCACACUCUCGAAGAUCUUGUCUCGACAUCCCUACCGAAUGAAAUGCGCAACUACCGUCACCCGCGAUCGCGCAUUUAG
This is a messenger RNA of Plasmopara halstedii, 1299 nucleotides long. Its product is annotated as octopine dehydrogenase. The record is from RefSeq and is a predicted model, not a curated record. Gene Ontology annotation, molecular function: oxidoreductase activity. Lineage: Eukaryota; Oomycota; Peronosporomycetes; Peronosporales; Peronosporaceae. Bases 1 to 1299 code for a protein of 432 amino acids. The transcript has 4 exons.